AUGUCGCCCAACCCUUCCUCACCUCCGGUCAAAGUACCGCCUUCAGCGGCAGAUUACUCCCCUGCCACCCUCGACCCGGACCUACGAUCUCAGAUCAACGCCGUCUUAUUAAAGGAAGGCCACGUCCAAAGGAUCCAAGAACGUCUCCUCCACGCCCUCCACGCAAACAAAGCCAACUGGCCAACCCACGUCCAGUCGCACGCUCUCGACAUGCUCCGCUCCGGCGACGUCACCACGUUCCCCACCCUCCUCCGCCGCGUCCUCGAAGACGUCCGCCACGACACCCUCACCCGGCCCCAGGCUGCCCCGGACGCACACAAGGCUAACGGCACGAAGACUAACGGCGUCUCCGGCAGCCCUGCCGCGUCCUCGCCCGCCCCCUUAACAUCUACCUCCGCACCCUCUGCCUCCUCCUUCGCAGUCGCUGCCGACGGGAAACCGACGCUCGCGCUCCCCACCGCCGUGGUCGAGGAGAUGCUCAAGGUUGUUCGCGAGAGUCUGGAGGAAAUCUGCGAGGUCGGCGAAGACGGCAGGGUCUAG
Molecule: messenger RNA, 540 nt
Organism: Sodiomyces alkalinus F11
Lineage: Eukaryota; Fungi; Ascomycota; Sordariomycetes; Glomerellales; Plectosphaerellaceae
Exons: 2
Coding region: 1-540 (179 amino acids)
Source: RefSeq, a predicted model, not a curated record